Messenger RNA from Tarenaya hassleriana, 4303 nucleotides. Its product is annotated as pentatricopeptide repeat-containing protein At5g55840. Gene Ontology annotation, molecular function: protein binding. The transcript has 5 exons. Bases 41 to 3454 code for a protein of 1137 amino acids. Lineage: Eukaryota; Viridiplantae; Streptophyta; Magnoliopsida; Brassicales; Cleomaceae. The record is from RefSeq and is a predicted model, not a curated record.
UUUUGGCGGAGCGAAGAACGGUGAACAGACGGAGGAAGAGAUGUCUGGGUUCUCGAGCUCGAUUUCUUCCAGAAACAGGACAAUCUCUCUUCUGCGUUACUGUUCGUCGAAGUUCAGAUGUUUCUCUUACAUGGGUUCCUCUUUCAACCCCAGAAAACAGUCGAAACAUGAUGAUUCUGCCGUUCGCGAAGCGUUUGGUGUCUCCGGGUUUGAUAUGGAGAAGAGCAUAUAUACCAUUCUUACAAUUGAUCGUUGGGAUUCACUGAACCACAUGGACUACAGACAGGCUCGUCUUAGACCAGUUCACGGGAGACUGGCCUUAAAGCUUUUGAACUGGGCAGUCAAGCAGCCUGGUUUGGAGCUAAACCACCUUGUUCACUUGUUUUCUAUUACUGCCCAUAUUCUUGUCAGAGCUAGAAUGUAUGAACCUGCAAGGCGCAUCUUGAGGGAAUUAUCUCAGAUGGGUAACGAGUCAGGCUCUGUUUUUGGUGCUUUGAUGACAUCAUACCGACUUUGCAAUUCAAACCCUUCAGUUUUUGAUCUCUUGAUUAGAGUUUAUCUGAAAGAAGGGAUGAUUAAGGGAUCUUUAGAAAUAUUUCGAUUGAUGGGUCUUUACAGGUUCAAUCCUUCUGUAUAUACUUGCAAUUCAAUGCUAGGCGCCAUUGUAAAGAAUGAGGGAGCUGAGUCUGUUUGGUUGAUCUUGAAGGAAAUGCUUGGGAGGAAUAUUUGUCCCAAUGUGGCUACAUUCAAUAUAAUGAUUAAUGUACUCUGUGAAGAAGGAAGGUUUAAGAAAGCUUGUUAUCUCUUGAAAAAGAUGGAGGAGAGUGGUUAUGGCCCAACUAUUGUUACAUAUAAUACGGUCCUCAAUUGGUACUGUAAAAAAGGGAGAUAUAAAGCAGCUAUUGACCUUAUUGAUCAUAUGGGGUCAAAAGGGGUGGAAGCUGAUGCCUGUACCUAUAAUAUGCUCAUUGACGACUUGUGCAGAAACAACAGAAGUGGCAAAGGUUAUUUAUUGCUGAGAAACAUGAGAAAGAAGAUGAUUGACCCCAAUGAAGUCACGUAUAACACGCUGAUAAAUGGCUUUGCCAAGGAAGGAAAAGUUACCAUUGCUGGACAACUUGUGGAUGAGAUGUUGGCGUUUGGACUUUACCCCAAUCAUGUUACUUAUAAUGCUUUGAUAGAUGGGUAUUGUAGUCAAGGUGACUUUAAGGAUGCUUUAAAGAUUUUUUAUUUGAUGGAAGCACGAGGGCUUAGACCUACUGAGGUUAGCUAUGGAGUUCUUUUAGAUGGGUUAUGCAAGCAUGCCGAAUUCAAACUAGCUAGAGGCCUUUACAUGAGAAUGAGGAAAGAUGGGAUGUUUGUUGGUCGAAUAACAUACACGGGAAUGAUUGAUGGUUUAUGUAAAAACGGGUUUUUGGAUGAAGCUGUUGAGAUGCUUAAUGAAAUGGGUAAAGAUGGUAUUCAUCCUGACAUCAUCACAUACUCUGCACUGAUAAAUGGAUUUUGCACAGUGGGGAGGAUUGGAGCUGCAAUGGAGGUUAUAUGUAGGAUUUACCGAGCUGGUCUUACUCCGAAUGGCAUCAUAUACUCAACAAUGAUAUACAAUUGUUGCAAGAUGGGAAAAUUGAGGGAAGCCAUGAGGAUUUAUGCAGCUAUGAAUAUCGAGGGUCAUAAUUCAGAUCAUUUCACGUGUAAUGUACUUGUUGAUUCACUUUGUAAAGCUGGGAAAGUUAAGGAGGCAGAAGGAUUUAUGCAUCACAUGAGAAGUGUUGGUGUUCUUCCCAACUCAGUUACCUUUGAUUGUAUUAUCAGUGGUUAUGGAAGCUUGGGUGAUUCGUUAAAAGCAUUCUCUGUAUUUGAUGAGAUGACCAACUUAGGCCAUCAACCGACUUUUUUCACGUAUGGUAGCUUGCUCAAGGGAUUAUGCAAAGGUGGGCAUUUAAGAGAAGCAGAGAAGUUUCUGCGUAACCUCCACAAUAUUCCUGCAGCUGUAGAUACUGUCAUGUACAAUACACUGCUCACUGAAAUGUGUAAAUCAGGGAAUUUACUGAAGUCUGUUUCUCUCUUUGGUGAGAUGGUGCAGCGAAACAUUUUUCCUGAUAAUUAUACAUACACCACUCUUAUCUCGGGGUUGUGUAGGAAGGACAAGACAGUUAUUGCGAUACUUUUUGCAGAGAAAGCUGUUGCUAGAGGUAGUUUACUUCCCAACAAGGUGAUGUAUACCUGUUUGCUAAACAGUAUGUUCAGGGCUGGCCUGUGCAAGGCUGGAUUUUAUUUUCAAGAACAAAUGGAGAAAAAUGGUCUUAGUCCUGAUACUGUCACAUCAAAUGCAAUGGUAGAUGGUUACUCGAGAAUGGGAAAAAUAGAGAAGGCUAGUUACCUCUUUUCUGAGAUGGUGAACCGAAAUUUGUAUCCUAAUCUGAUUACCUAUAAUAUUCUCUUGCAUGGGUAUUCAAAGAAGAAAGACAUGUCAGCAAGCUUUAUGCUCUACAGAUCCAUGAUUUUGAAUGGCAUUUCGCUUGACAAGUUCACAUGCCAUUCUCUCAUUCUUGGGCUUUGUGUGUCUGGCCUCUUGGAUAUUGGUGUUAAAAUGUUGAAAGCAUUUGUAUGCCGAGGUAUCGAAGUUGACAGGUGCACGUUGAACAUGCUAAUCUCCAAGUGUUGUAUAAACGGAGAGAUCAGUAAGGCGUUUGAUCUAGCUAAGGUCAUGAUGUUAUUGGGAAUAUCCCCUGAUGGAAAUACCUUUGGAGCUAUUGUGACUGGACUUAUAAGGAACCAUUCAUUCCACGAAUCUCGUGUACUUAUGCACAGAAUGUUGGAAAAAGGUUUUGUUCCUGAGCUUACCAAGUUCAUAGCUUUGCUUAAUGGUCUUUGUAGAGUGGGAGAUAUAAGGACUGCUUUUGAGCUGAAGGAUGAGAUGGUUGCUCUUAAGGUAUGUACCCAUCAUGUAGCUGAGAGUGCUGUGGUGAGAGCUCUUGCAAAAUGCGGCAAAACUGAGGAAGCCAUGCUGGUGCUUCAGUCUAUGCUGAGAAAGAAUCUUGUUCCAACUAUAGCUAGUUUCACUACUCUAUUGCACAUGUUCAUCAAGAAUGGUGAUGCUACAGAGGCUCUGAAGUUGAGGGAUGUCAUGUGUAAUCAUAAGGUGAAGUUUGAUCUCGUUUCGUAUAACGUAUUGAUAUCAGGCCUUUGUGCUGGAGGUGAUGUGGAAGCUGCAUUUGAACUCUAUGAAGAGAUGAAACGAGGUCGCUUCUUAGCCAACGUGACUACCUACAAAGCUCUAAUCAGUGGUGCCUUUCUCUCGCGAAGAAAUGUUUCUGCUAAGACGGAUAUCAUUUUGAAGGAUUUAGCGGCGAGGGGAUUCAUUAACUCCUCCAACUUUUCUCAAGAAUCGCAAAAGAACUUGACAAUGGCCAUGGAGAAGCUGAAGGCCAUACAGCAGAGCAAGAGGAGAUAAGAAUUACAACAGUCUGAAAGGGAUAUAUAAUCUGAUCCACUUCUCAAAGUGAAGAAGGAUAUCUUUUUUCAUUUCAGCUCAAGGACAUGUUGCUUCCUAACUAGGUGCAGUUGCAGCUUCGCACUUAAUUCUCCAUGAAUAGCUUAUAACAGGAGACAGGAUAUUGGCUUUGAUUAAAGCCAAACCCAAAAGAAACCGGAACGAUGGUGGCCCGAGACACGGAAUAACCGCAAGUUGGAUGGCGAACCCGCAAGACGAUGAACAGGGUCUUGAUAGCUGUAGCCAUGUUGGCAUUACAUGUGCUGAAUCAUCUGGAAUCAGUCUGGAUUUGAUCAACUUCUCUCCCUCACGUAGCUGUCAUGUUCCAUACCCCGUAGCCUUUUCUUCUGUGAAAAACUUUCUUACCGAUCAUAUCGAUCUUCAACUCUUGGCCUUAUUCAAAUUCCUCACUGGUUUCGUCUUCGGCAUUUCAGGAACACUGGCAUUUCCUGCAAAGUCUCGUUCCCACCAAAUUCCUGGCGAAUUUUCCAGGGAAAGUCUGACUGUUUUCCAGGAAAAUGGGGUUGCCAGUGGGGGACCAGAGAGCAGCAAUGGAAGCUCUGGCGAAUGGAGAGAAGAAAACCAUGGUGAGAUCUCUGUAUUGGGUGAGGAUCUCUGUCGGAAGAGACACGCACGAGAACUGGCAUGAUCGGAUCGUGUCCAAUCGAUCGAAGUAUAAUAUCCACGUGCGUGGAACACAGAAUCUAGCACUUCCUCUGUUGCAUAACUGGUUUUGUCCCCAUCAUUCAGCUCAGUUCCCACUCGUGAGCCUCCACGUGUAUAUAUAUAUAUAUAUUUAUAUGUUCACUA